Molecule: messenger RNA, 947 nt
Organism: Ctenocephalides felis (cat flea)
Lineage: Eukaryota; Metazoa; Arthropoda; Insecta; Siphonaptera; Pulicidae
Product: rhythmically expressed gene 2 protein-like
Exons: 1
Coding region: 108-890 (260 amino acids)
Source: RefSeq, a predicted model, not a curated record
GAAAGCGAUUCAAAUAAAUCACUGGUGUGGUGUUUGUGUCUAAAAAAAAUCAACUAAAUCAAAAUUUUCGCAAUCAAAGUUUCAACAUAACCUCAAAAAUUUUAAGAAUGAAUAGGAUAACAAAAAACUUACACAAUCGUUUCAAACUGGUAACAUUCGAUGUAACGGAUACUUUACUAGAAUAUAGGAUGGAUCCUGGUAGCCAGUAUGCAGAAGCUGGUUCCAUGUUCGGUGUCCACUGUGAACCCGCACAACUUUCUGCAAAUGUUAAAAAGCAAAUGAAAACCAUGUCCAAGUUGUACCCGAAUUUCGGCAGAACCCACAACAUGCCUUGGCAAAACUGGUGGCGCACAGUAGUCUUCAAUAGUUUCAAAGACUGCUCCAACGGUUCCCAGAUCGAUGAGCAAUCCCUGCACAACAUCGCAGACCAACUCAUAACCAAGUACGAAGAUGCAUCCGUGUGGAAAGUGGCUGAUGGUAGUAGGAAUUUAUUAAAUUGCUUACAACAAAAUAAUAUAUGUCUUGGUAUAAUCUCUAACUUUGAUACCAGGUUGCUGAAUAUAUUAAAAAACAUGCACCUGCAUCACGAGUUUCAAUUCAUCAUCACUUCGUACAGAGUGAAUUGUGAGAAACCGGACGAGAAGAUAUUUGCAAAGGCUCUGGAGGAAAGUCGAGUGCCUUUGAUCAAACCCCAGGAUGCCCUGCACAUCGGUAACACUCCUUUAAAAGAUUACGUGGGUGCUAGAAAUGCCGGUUGGAAAGCCAUCCUGAUGACGACCGAGAGGAAACUAAACGCUGUACUAAAUACACCAAAUGUUAAUAAAAAUCAUGUAUAUACUAAUUUCAAAAAGUUACAAGAGGAUCUUGUGCAGGAUAAAAUUAAAUGGUAGUAGUGUAAAUAUAGAAAAAAGAGUCAGUUCGAUAUAUUUUUUUAGUCAAAUGUUUUG